GAAGUAGAAUUUAAAAUUUCAAUGUAUUGCGAGGGAUGUGAAAAACAAGUCGCCAAAGCCAUUUCCAAAAUCAAAGGGAUUGAAGAAUUCAUGACGGAUAUGAACAAACAGAAGGUGAUAGUGAAGGGCCGAAUAAAUGCAGAUAAAGUGUUGAAGAAACUAAAGAAGAAAACUGGAAAGAGAGUUGAAAUGCUGACUAAAAAAGAAGACAAUAAGAAGGGUGAAGAGAAAGAAGGAGAUUUGUCAUCAUUGGAAGCAAUUAGUCCAAGACAAGUUGCAGAUACUUUGAUUCUUGAAUUUACUGGAGAUAGUAUGUUAUAUACCAUGUUUAGCGAUGAGAAUGCAAAUGCAUGUUCUAUUAUGUAAAGCUAUCUUUUUGGACACGAACUAAUUUUUCAUCUGAGCAUUAUCAAGGUUAUAUGGUCCCUU
This is a messenger RNA of Nicotiana tabacum (common tobacco), 429 nucleotides long. NCBI's taxonomy places the organism in Eukaryota, Viridiplantae, Streptophyta, Magnoliopsida, Solanales, Solanaceae. The record is from RefSeq and is a predicted model, not a curated record.